AAUAUUCUACUCGCAGCUUGAGUUUAAUAAACUUCAAAAAGCACCGCAUUUUUUUUAUUUUUUAUCUUCAUUAUAAAUUAUAAGUUGUGAACCCACCUUAACUUUAAAUCCAGGAUUUUUGUAGUCUAUGCAUAUAUAUAUAUGCAUAUAUAUAUAUAUAUAUAUGUGUGUGUGUGUGUGUGUGUGUGUGUGAAAAAGUUGUGCUAAAUAAAAAUAGGUAGAGUGCUUAAUUAAAAAUAGAUAGAGUUUGAUUUUAUGAUGGACUCGUUCAAACCUUUGAAAUUUGCAACACUCACUACUGUGCAGCCCCGCAGUCUCAUUUCCCAUAUUGAAAAAUGCGAAAAGAGUUUGAAUAUUGAAGCCAGAUUGAGAUUUUUCUCGUGACAGAUCAGAGGGGCAAUAUCAACUUUCAUCAUCCUAUUCAUUACAAUUGCCACACAUCCAAUCGCGCCAACUUGCUUUUUCUUCAGCAGGACAAGUUGAUUACGGUGCUGGGAAUCUUCCAAAAAUCUGGCGAUUCGAGUGAACUUACGACUUUAGACUUUGAGACUGGAACCUGUGGAAAGCCGUCUGGGUCUUUGAUUUGUGGUUGGUUCAAUCAUGGAUUCCUGCUGUGCGAACUUGAAUGGUAAUGUGCAUCUAGUUAAAGCAAGCAAACAAGGUUUUAGAAAUCGAGGAACAGGAUUUUGGGGGGAGAGUAUCAGGGGGAGUCUGAAAGGCAGAGGUUUGAGUGCUCAACUUUUGAAGAGUUUAAAAAGCGAAAGCAGAGUUAGAAAGCUUACGCCUGGUGCGUCCUAUUCAGUUCUCACAUCGAAUAUAAACAAAGAGAGUGUGACCGUUCAGGCACCAAUUUUUGAGACUCCACAAGCAGAACCCAAAAAUGUAGCUUCGAUCAUAUUGGGUGGAGGUGCUGGAACUCGCCUGUUUCCUCUUACUAGCAGAAGAGCCAAGCCUGCGGUUCCAAUAGGAGGGUGUUAUAGGCUGAUUGAUAUACCAAUGAGUAAUUGCAUCAACAGUGGUAUAAAAAAGAUAUUCAUAUUAACGCAGUUUAACUCGUUUUCCCUCAAUCGGCACCUUGCUCGUACCUACAAUUUUGGAAAUGGCGUGAAUUUUGGAGAUGGGUUUGUGGAGGUUCUUGCUGCAACUCAAACACCAGGAGAAAGAGGGAAGAAAUGGUUCCAAGGAACUGCUGAUGCUGUGAGGCAAUUUAUAUGGGUCUUUGAGGAUGCCAAGAACAAGAAUGUUGAACACAUUUUGAUAUUGUCCGGUGAUCAUCUUUACCGGAUGGACUAUAUGGAUUUUGUGCAGAGGCAUAUUGAUACAAAUGCUGAUAUAACGGUUUCAUGUGUUCCCAUGGAUGACGGUCGUGCAUCAGAUUAUGGUUUGAUGAAAAUUGACAAUGCAGGACGCAUUAUUCAAUUUGCUGAGAAACCAAAGGGCCCUGAUCUUAAAGCAAUGCAAGUUGAUACCACUCUUCUAGGUCUCUCUAAGCUUGAUGCUGUGAAAUACCCUUAUAUUGCAUCGAUGGGUGUCUAUGUAUUUAGGACUGAUGUCCUACUAAAGCUAUUAAGGUGGAGCUAUCCUUCUUGCAAUGAUUUUGGUUCUGAAAUUAUUCCAUCAGCUGUGAGAGAUCACAAUGUCCAAGCAUAUUUAUUUAAUGACUACUGGGAGGAUAUUGGAACCAUAGAGUCUUUUUUUUCUGCCAACUUGGCCCUGACAGAGCAGCCACCGAAAUUUGAAUUCUAUGAUCCAAAGACACCUUUCUUCACAUCUCCUAGAUUCUUGCCGCCAACCAAAGUUGAAAAAUGCAGGAUUUUGGAUGCAAUAAUUUCUCAUGGUUGCUUCUUGCGGGAAUGUAGCGUAGAGCAUUCUAUAGUGGGUGUGCGUUCACGUUUGGAGCAAGGUGUAGAACUAAAGGACACUAUGAUGAUGGGUGCAGACUACUACCAAACCGAGUCCGAGAUUGCGUCCUUGCUAGCUGACGGAAAAGUUCCAAUUGGUGUUGGGCAGGAUACCAAAAUCAGGAACUGUAUCAUUGACAAGAAUGCCAAGAUUGGAAGAAAUGUGGUGAUCACAAAUGGUGAUGGAGUUAAAGAAGCAGAGAGGCCAAAGGAAGGAUUCUACAUUAGGUCUGGUAUCACAGUCAUACUGAAGAAUGCAACAAUUAAAGAUGGAACAGUUAUUUAAUCUUUUAUCAAAUCUUCGAAAGCGACACAUAUUCAGGUUGAGAAAGUUCCUUAUUCAACUUCAUGUAGACGAACUGCUCUUUUAGAUGUAAAUUAAACGUGCAUUUUAUGUAUGUAAGAAAGUCUACUAGUUGCUUUAAUAAAAGCUUGCUUUGAUCUGUACUAGAA
Messenger RNA from Ziziphus jujuba (common jujube), 2354 nucleotides. Its product is annotated as glucose-1-phosphate adenylyltransferase large subunit 1. Lineage: Eukaryota; Viridiplantae; Streptophyta; Magnoliopsida; Rosales; Rhamnaceae. Gene Ontology annotation, molecular function: glucose-1-phosphate adenylyltransferase activity. Gene Ontology annotation, biological process: glycogen biosynthetic process. The record is from RefSeq and is a predicted model, not a curated record. The transcript has 15 exons. Bases 601 to 2187 code for a protein of 528 amino acids.